AAGGCCCAUGGACCUUGUAAGCAGAUCGAAUACAGACUGGUAGCGUAACGGCAGGAACCACCAACAACUGAACCAAUAAUAGAGGAAAUUUCUCGUCCCCAUAACCUGACACUCGAAUGUGUGAAAGUGAUCUCUAAUUGCGACUUCAAAAAGGAAACCUGACAACUUGUUUGGUUGAUCGACCAGUCAUGGCCUUCUACGCUCCAUCUGUUGCCUUUGUCUUCAUUCUUGGGACCUUUUUAAUCUUCCCAUUUGCUCGUUCUAUACCCUUCAUAGUUCUCCAUGGUAUUGGAGAUCAAUGCAAAAAUCGAGGAGUAAAACAGUUCACUGAGUUACUGAGAGACUUUUCUGGUUCUCCAGGAUAUUGCCUGGAAGUUGGUGGUGGAACAUGGGAUUCCUGGUUUAUGCCUCUCGAGGAACAGAUGGGUAUUGUUUGUAACAAGGUUAAAGAAAUGAAAGAAUUAAGGGAGGGUUACAACAUAGUUGGUCUCUCACAGGGCAACUUAAUUGGUCGAGGUGUGCUAGAGUUUUGUGAGGGUGGACCUCCUGUUAAGAAUUUCAUAUCCUUAGGGGGACCUCAUGCUGGUACUGCUUCUGUUCCUCUUUGUGGUUCAGGCAUUUUCUGCAUAAUCGCAAACAACCUAAUCAAGUCAGAGAUCUACAGUGACUAUGUACAGGAUCACCUGGCUCCUGCUGGCUAUCUCAAAUUCCCCAAUGAUAUCCCUCACUACUUGGAAAAGUGUAAGUUUCUUCCGAAGCUCAACAAUGAACUUCCUGAAGAGAGAAACUCAAUUUACAAGGAAAGAUUCACUAGCUUGCAGAAUUUGGUGCUUAUCAUGUUUGAGAAUGACAAUGUUUUGAUACCUAAGGAAACCUCUUGGUUUGGUUAUUAUCCAUAUGGAUCUUUUAAGACAGUUUUGCCUGCAGAACAGACAAAGCUUUACUCUGAGGAUUGGAUUGGUCUCAAGGCCUUAGAUGAGGCUGGAAGAGUUCAUUUUGUAAAUGUGUCAGGGGGCCAUCUCGGAAUAUCCGAAAGUGACAUGAAAAAGCAUGUUGUGCCUUACUUGGUGGAUCAACAAUCGGUAAGGAGGGUUAGCAAAGCUGGGUUGCAGGGACUUCCCCGCAGAAUCACGCCAAACAAAAAGAGAGAACAAGAUGUGGAAGGAUUCAGCGGCACAAAAUCAUCUGAAGAGAUACUACAUGGAUCAUCAUCAUAUCAGUGGCCCUCAUCAGUGACAGGUUUUUUCAUGGAGCUUGUUGGGCUCGCAGUGACAGAGGAGAAUGCUCCCGAUAAAUUGUGAGUUGGAACAUCGGCUGCUUCAGUAAUUUCCGCUGGGUGGAAUCAAUAAGUAUAGUAAUCCCGUAUUCUUCUGUGCUUUAUACUUGCCAUUGCUUAUCAAAACCUCUGGCUGUCACUUAUGGCUAUUGUUGAAAUCGAACUCAACUCUACAGGAAAAGCUAUAAUGAUUAGUAUCGUGGAUUACCACAAUGAUUCAUUAUUUAUACAAGUGUUUCUCAAA
Hevea brasiliensis (rubber tree) is the source of this 1520-nucleotide messenger RNA. RefSeq lists its product as uncharacterized. The record is from RefSeq and is a predicted model, not a curated record. Gene Ontology annotation, cellular component: intracellular membrane-bounded organelle. Gene Ontology annotation, molecular function: thiolester hydrolase activity; palmitoyl hydrolase activity. The coding region runs from base 189 to 1301 and encodes 370 amino acids. The transcript is spliced from 13 exons. NCBI's taxonomy places the organism in Eukaryota, Viridiplantae, Streptophyta, Magnoliopsida, Malpighiales, Euphorbiaceae.